Messenger RNA from Symbiodinium necroappetens, 726 nucleotides. Lineage: Eukaryota; Dinophyceae; Suessiales; Symbiodiniaceae. The record is from the annotation of a GenBank genome assembly.
AUGUUGCCCUACUUCGAGCGGGCCAUCAUAUUCGACGUGCGAGCUAGACCACACAUGGUGACCUCAAACACAGGAACGCGAGACUUGCAAACGGUCAACCUAACACUCAGGGCCCUCUGCAAGCCAGACUCAGAGAAGCUCCCUGAGAUCUACAGGAACCUAGGCUUGGACUUCGAUGACAAAGUGAUGCCUUCUAUUGCCAACGAGGUGUUGAAGAGCGUAGUGGCACAGUACAAUGCCUCGCAGCUGAUCACGCAGCGAGAAAUGGUUAGCCGAAUGAUCAGACAGCGACUCAUCCAAAGAGCAUCGGACUUUGGCAUACUCCUCGUCUCCCCAGCUGCUCUUGCAGGGAAGGGAUCCGUGCACGUUUCUGUAGUGGCUCGAUGUGGUUCGGAGUUCACUCAUCAUGCACAGGAUCCAUCUGUCAAGGAGUCUUUGCAUCGCAACUACUGGGAUAUACCUGGAGCCUUGUUGAAGUUUGGCUUUGCAAGUCUCUUCGAGUCGGUUUACUACAUGGACCUUGACACCGAUCGAUCAGAUCAGGUGCAUGCUCGAGCUUCCGGGGGUUGGAGAACACGUGAGUUGUGCGCAGCGGCCUGUUCUUUGAUGCAUUUUGAUGCCAUGAAGGGCCCUCCUAUCCCCAAGACUGUCUGCCAGUGGAGUGACCGUGAAGGGUUGCUCGGGAAAGCUUCGUUCGCCAGGACGACGUUGCCAUCACUCAUCUGA